Messenger RNA from Dreissena polymorpha, 431 nucleotides. Its product is annotated as cyclic nucleotide-gated channel rod photoreceptor subunit alpha-like. Gene Ontology annotation, molecular function: protein-containing complex binding. The transcript has 4 exons. NCBI's taxonomy places the organism in Eukaryota, Metazoa, Mollusca, Bivalvia, Myida, Dreissenidae. The coding region runs from base 21 to 431 and encodes 136 amino acids. The record is from RefSeq and is a predicted model, not a curated record.
CUCUAUUUUAGUGUCGCGACAUGCAAGAGACUAUGCUAAACUUAAUACAUUACAGGGAUAAAGGCACAGUUCUGACGCAGAUGAGUUCAGGGGACUUCUUUGGAGAAAUAGGAAUAUUAAACCUAAACGAUGGAGUAAACAGACGCACUGCAGAUGUGAGGUCUGUGGGUUACUCCGAGCUGUUUGUGCUGUCGAGGGAAGACGUUCUGGCCGCACUUAAGGAACACCCAGACGCAGAGGUAAUAAUCCGCGAAUAUGGACAUAUGCGUUUGAAAAAAACUGAAAAACACCGCCAACAAGCUCGGAGCGCCCCAGGAUCGCCAGACUUGGUUCAAGUGAAUGGAACAACAAAUAAAAUCCACAGUAAAACGGACAUGUCGUCCAGAAAGUAUUUGAUUGAGUUUACAAAAAUGUCACCAAUAAGGCGUUGA